Patiria miniata (bat star) is the source of this 2126-nucleotide messenger RNA. RefSeq lists its product as uncharacterized. The record is from RefSeq and is a predicted model, not a curated record. Bases 1 to 1239 code for a protein of 412 amino acids. Lineage: Eukaryota; Metazoa; Echinodermata; Asteroidea; Valvatida; Asterinidae. Gene Ontology annotation, molecular function: zinc ion binding; nucleic acid binding. The transcript is spliced from 3 exons.
AUGGAGAAGAUACCCAUCAAUCAUUGUUCUUACCGGGACUUAGUUACUGUUCCUGGUGUUGGAGACGCUCUAGCAACUACGAUUGUAGAUUUGCGGAGUGCCCAUGGUGACAUGACACCAGAAAUGCUCAUGUCAGUUUCAGGUGUGCGGAGCAUGCCAGACAUUAUGAGGAUGCUUGACUUCAAGCCCUACAUUCCUUUCUCGGAGGGAAGUCACCCAGUCAACAUGGCGUCCCCAAAGUCCAGGUUCAGACAGGGACCUCAGUUAUCCUCCGCACCCACCUUUGGUCAGGAUGCCGCCGCGACUUGGUCGAGCAAACCUGCGUUUGCUAAGUGGACAGAUGGUGCCUCAACGCCCAAACAUCCGACUCUACCGAAGACGAUCACAUACGACGGAAGGAGCAGCUGGCAGGCUUUCAUCGCUAGGUUUUCAUCCUAUGCCGAUGAAUGCAACUGGUCGGCGAAACAGCGGAAGAAUAACCUCUGUUGGUGUUUGGAGGCCAUGGCAAGCGAGUUCUACGCCAUGCUCAGUGAGCGAGAGCCAAACCUGGAGUACUUUGAUCUCAUCAAGAAGAUGGAGAAGAGGUUUGGUUUGCGGGAUCUACCAGAGGCGACCCAGAUGCAGUUCAAUUACGCCAAACAGUCAUCUGAGGAGACCAUCCUGGACUGGGCCGACCGAGUGCUCUACAUGGUGACUCGCGCCUUUCCAAAUCUUCCGGAGAUGCAUGUCCAGAAGCAGGUUGUACUGAAGUUUUGCCAGGGCUGUUCCGAUCGGGAGGCUGGCCUGUACGCCAUCAACUCUAGGCCGGCGACCAUAGAAACUGCCGUAGAUUGUGUUAAGAGAUGUCGUUCAGUCAAUGAUGUGGAUGGUAUGGGAGCGGACUUGUGUAAGGUGGGCAUCACUGCUCAGACACCGCCGAGACGCCCAAAUCCAGGGGACUUCUCAUCUCUCGAUAAACGAAUGACAACCUUAGAAGACCAGUUCAAGUCCAUCCAGGGGUCUUUGGAUAAGUUGACUGCUCUUGCAACUCACCGCCCUCGUGAGCGAUCAAGGUCACCAGCCCUUGACAUGUCCCGAAGUUCUUGUUUCCAGUGUGGAAAGUUGGGUCAUUUCCAACGGGAUUGCCCCGGUGUCAAGACGGAGAAGACAGCCUCCUUCAUAGAUGACCAGUCAAACUACAGCGGGUCAGAGAGCGAGGCCGAUCUCCGCCCCGAGCAACUAACGGCCGACUACCAAUAAUAGACACACCAACCAAUACAGUCACUCUUGCUGAUUCGGGUCCCUCUGUGCAAUCAUCACCUUCAUCCAGUGCUGUGGUUGAAGCAGUUACUUCCAGUCAGUCCACGUUGGAAGAGAGUACGGUUCAGCUCGCUGAGAUGGUCACUCAGGUGCAGCAUUUUCAGGAGUACAUUAACGGCAUGGCUGAGGACUGUCCUGAGCAGUGCAGCGUUGGAGCUGAUGAGUCUACGGAGGAAUCUUCAAAUUUGAUUGAAGGAGGGGAGGAAGUAGUUGUUUGUCGACUGCAUUCACGCUCGAUGUUCAGCGUACGUGUUGGUCUAAACAGCAUGGCACUUAAGGCGAUCAUCGACAUAGCAGCAGAGGUCACAAUCAUCUCCGAUCACAUCUACAACUCCCUAGAUCCCAAACCACCCGAAAUCAGGAAUGUGACGUUGAACACUGCAGGAAGGAACAUGAAGAUGAAAGGUAUAAUUGCUGGUCCAGUAGAAGUAAAACUUGGAAGCAAGACCUUCACUGAGAGAGUAUACGUGGCACCGAUUGAAGACGAUAUGCUCUUGGGAAUCGAUUUCCUGCGACGACACAAGAUAAACAUACACAUCCAAGAUUCGAUGCUGGUACUGGAGGAUGAGAACAUACCCAUGGUAUUCGGGGAGGGGAACCAACCUCCGAGAGUUGCUCCAGUAAUGGUUCGUAAGCUGACAAUUAUCCCCCCAAAUUAUGUCAAGAAGGUUCCAUGUAAGGUGACUAAACCACUGGAACAGUUCAUGGUUGAACCUUCCCAGGGUUUGAGUUUUCUGUUGCCCCGGACUGUCCACAGUCCCGGACAGGAAGUGGAAUUGUUUGUGAUCAACCCCACAGCUCAGAAUGUGCGACUAAAGGGAAAUCGC